This is a messenger RNA of Carassius gibelio (silver crucian carp), 3020 nucleotides long. RefSeq names its product sulfotransferase 4A1-like. Gene Ontology annotation, biological process: sulfation. The coding region runs from base 140 to 994 and encodes 284 amino acids. The transcript is spliced from 7 exons. NCBI's taxonomy places the organism in Eukaryota, Metazoa, Chordata, Actinopteri, Cypriniformes, Cyprinidae. Gene Ontology annotation, molecular function: sulfotransferase activity. The record is from RefSeq and is a predicted model, not a curated record. Gene Ontology annotation, cellular component: cytoplasm.
UGAAGGUCAAGGCGCACGCUAAGCGGCACGUCUUUGCCAAACAAUCAGAGGCUGCUGGAUAUCAAAUGCAUCCUCUUCUCCCCAAAUCUUUUUAAAAAUCAAUCCCUUCAAGCCUUUCGUGUUGUAAUCUUUUAAAACGAUGGCGGAAAGCGAGGUGGACACGCCGAGCACCCCGAUUGAAUACGAGAGCAAAUACUUCGAGUAUCAUGGAGUUCGACUCCCUCCUUUCUGCAGGGGCAAGAUGGACGAGAUCGCCAACUUUUCGUUAAGAAGUAGCGACAUAUGGAUCGUUACAUACCCCAAAUCAGGUACGAGUUUGUUACAGGAGGUGGUGUAUCUGGUGAGUCAGGGUGCCGACCCAGAUGAGAUCGGGCUCAUGAAUAUUGAUGAGCAGCUUCCUGUGUUGGAAUAUCCACAGCCGGGUCUGGAGAUCAUCCAGGAACUGACCUCGCCUCGUCUGAUCAAAAGCCACCUGCCGUAUCGUUUCCUGCCCACAGCCAUGCACAAUGGAGAAGGCAAGGUGAUCUACAUGGCCAGGAACCCUAAAGACCUGGUGGUGUCCUACUACCAGUUCCAUCGCUCUUUACGAACCAUGAGCUACCGGGGAACGUUCCAGGAGUUCUGCAGGCGAUUUAUGAACGACAAGUUGGGAUACGGCUCCUGGUUUGAGCAUGUUCAGGAGUUCUGGGACCAUCGCAUGGACUCUAAUGUUCUCUUCUUGAAAUAUGAAGAUAUGUACAAGGAUCUGGGGACCCUGGUGGAGCAGCUGGCUCGCUUUCUGGGCAUUUCGUGUGAUAAAGCCCAGCUGGAGAGCAUGGUGGAGAGCUGUAACCAACUCAUCGAGCAGUGCAGCAACUCUGAGGCCUUGUCCAUCUGCCGGGGUCGUGUUGGGCUUUGGAAGGACAUUUUCACUGUGUCCAUGAAUGAAAAGUUUGAUGCUGUUUACCGACAGAAGAUGGCAAAGUCUGACCUGACCUUUGACUUUACCCUGUGAGGAAGCGACACUGAACUAUCUGUUAACUGCUCAAGAACCAACCAACCAACCAAUCAGUUCACCUGCUGUGCUUAAUGUCACCUGAUGGACAUUCCCCAUCCAGAUUUUCUCUCUCUAUCUCCACCAUCUCUUGCUCAUCAAUGCUUUCCUUAUUAACUCAAAAGUUACUUCUUAGUACAGAUACACGGUCAGUACUAAGAGGCCUUUUUUUCAGUGCAUCAGCAGUGCUAGUCCAAAGUGUAAGCACAGUGCUUGUUGCGUUUGCACAUUGUACAGAGCUAUUCCAUAUCCCAAAGGCGCUUAUGAAAAGUGUAUUUAUUAAAAAUCAGAAAUGAAAAAUGAUUUAGACUAUAUUAUAUACUGUAUGCUAACGCCCUUACGACAAACUCUCAGAAAAAAUCGUUGUCGUUUCUCAGGAGGAUUCUUGAAAUCAUUGGCUAAAACAUGCACCAAAUAUGCAGUCAUCCAAUCACAGUUCAGGUUGCAAAGGCCUGAGCAUCAUGAUGAAUGCUGAUUGGCUCCUGGCCAAAAGAUCUUAAAGUGUUUGUUGAAAUACAUAUUGCUUCUUCUAGUGGCUUCUAGAUGCUUUGACUUACAUUCCAAUAUAGUUAUUCAUAAAUACCAUAGAUAUGUAACUUUUUUUUACAUUUACUCUCAUGUGCAUCCAUCAUUUUUGAGUGUAUCAUGUCUGCGUAUUUGCAUAAGUGAGAAAUAUCAGUCACAUGAACGUAUUCAAUCUUUGUGUAAUGGAAUGGGAAAGAUAACAUUUUAUAUUAAUAACAUGCACAUCAUAAUAAUAUAAUGUAUCUGAAAGCAUUAUCAUUAUGUCUUGGUAAAAAAAGCAUAAAAGAUGCAUAAGGUGAAUUCAAAUAUCAAAGUGAUUUAUAACCUCACAUAUCCAACAAUUGCUGUGUUUAGAAUGGAACACUAGCAUACUACAUAGUGUACUAUUUUUAAAAAUUAUUAUUAUUAUUAUUUUGAAUUUUUUAUCCAAUUUUGUGUGGCAGUCUGAUCAAAUAAUGAGACAUUAAGAUAUUACAUCUGGUUAAUUUGUGACACUGAGGGUUAGUUGAGUGCAUUGCAUUGUGGGAUUGAGUUUACUGUGCAUUGUGCACUAAUACAAUGAAAAGGUACUAAGCAAAGGUUAAAAAAACUGAAUGAGUAAAUAAAACAAAGAUCGCUGAAGUGAAUACGAUUUCAGUCUUUCUACUCAUAAAAUAUCUUUUUUUAAAUUCAAUGUUACUUGCCAGUUCUCUGUAUAUAAUUGACAAAUUUACUUGAAAUUUCUGAGUAAAAAGUUCUACAUGCAUCUUUUUCAGUGUAGUAUGCAACCUAAUAAUGAAAAUGUGCAUACUGUGUACUGUAGAAAUAGUGAGAGUAGUAUAUAUGUUAUUUUUUAUCAGUUAUCUUUUUUUUUAUUAUUGCAAAAAUAUUAUGAAUACACUGAAAAAAAAAAUUAGUGUAGAAAUUAUUUUCACUCAGAAGUUGGUAGUAAAUUUCACAAUAUUACAAAGAAAAGGCAAGUAAAUGUGAAAUUUUGAACUAGUAUUCUCUUGUAAAACAUAAUCCAAUAGUCUUUGUUUUAUUUGCAACUGUGAAUUUAAAAAAAAAAAUUUAACAGUGUAUUAUGAAUAGUAUUCUAUUCUGAAUUCAGACAACCACUUUAUUCAGGAAGAGAACUUCUGUUCAGACAGAAAAGAGGCUGUCAUGUCAUAAAGCUCUGAAACCUCACGUCCAAUCAGGAGGCUGCGUCCUCACAGUCACUUAAUUCAUUCCUCUACACCAUUUUCUCUUUAUUUACCCUCACUAUCAUUUCCCUUCUUGUCUCUGGACACAUUAGCCUGUUGCUCCGAAUGUCACAGAAACUCAAAGGCUACUAGCAACAUGUAUUAGUACUGCUCAUGUACAUGGUCAGCUUGCACUGAUUUAGUCCUGCUAUGCUGUCUUAUGGAACUCAACACUGGUUUCUUUUCAGCCUUGCUUGCUGGUUUAUUAAUAAAUUGACAUCUUUAAGCCUUGACGUUCA